AUGUCGUACUAUCCAGGAGCAUAUCCAGGUGGCCCUCCACAGCAAGGCUACGGCCAGCCACCGCCGCAACACGGCUAUAACAACCAGGGAGGAUACGGAACACCACCACCACAGCAGUACCCAAAGAUACGGAGAGAUAGACUGACGGAUGCAGUCCUCAUGGCUACGGCCAGCAGCCUCCUUACCAGCAAGCGCCCUACGGACAGCCGUCGCACUCGCCGCAACCUCAACACCUUCACGGCACCCCGCAUGGACCAUGGACAGCAGCAGCAGCAGCAGCAGCAGCAGCAGCAUGGAGGGUACGGGCAGCAGCCUCCCCCAAACAGUGGACAGAUGAACAACGGACGCCCUAACUACCAGAAUGCGUAUAACCACGGUCAUGGAGGCCCCCCUCCACCCCCCAACAACCCCGUCUCAUUCGGCCACGGUGCCCCCCAGGGAUAUAACUUCCAGUACUCAAACUGUACCGGGAAGCGGAAAGCUCUGUUGAUCGGUAUCAACUACUUUAACCAACGGGGCCAGUUGCGCGGCUGCAUCAACGACGUCAAGAACAUGUCCAACUACCUGAGCCAGAGCUACGGGUACGCCAGACAGGACAUGGUUCUGCUCACUGACGACCAGCAGAACCCCAUGAGCCAGCCUACAAAAGCAAACAUCCUGCGUGCCAUGCACUGGUUGGUCAAGGAUGCCAGAGCUAAUGACUCGCUCUUCUUCCACUAUUCAGGCCACGGUGGUCAAACUGCGGAUCUUGAUGGGGAUGAAGAAGACGGCAACGAUGAAGUCAUCUAUCCCGUAGACUUUAGAACGGCCGGCCAUAUCGUAGACGACGAGAUGCACCGUAUCAUGGUCCAACCCCUCGUCCCUGGCGUCCGUCUGACCGCCAUCUUCGACUCCUGCCAUUCUGGCUCCGCUCUCGAUCUACCAUUCAUCUAUUCUACCCAGGGUGUCCUCAAGGAACCCAAUCUCGCCAAGGAGGCUGGUCAGGGUCUUCUGGGAGUCGUCUCUGCGUACGCUCGCGGCGAUAUGGGUGGCAUGAUGAGCGGUGCCGUCGACCUCUUCAAGAAGGCUACCCGUGGCGACGAGAGUUUCAAAAAGGCUCGACAGACCCGUACCAGCCCCGCGGAUGUCAUCAUGUGGUCUGGCAGCAAGGACGUGCAGACCAGCGCAGACGCUACCAUCGGCGGUCAAGCCACCGGCGCCAUGUCCUGGGCGUUCAUCACCGCGCUCAAGAAGAACCCGCAGCAGAGCUACGUGCAGCUGCUCAACAGCAUUCGUGACGAGCUGGCGUCCAAGUAUUCGCAGAAACCGCAGUUGAGCUGCAGUCACCCUCUUGAUACCAACCUUCUGUAUGUCAUGUAAGACGCCCACUA
Microsporum canis CBS 113480 is the source of this 1370-nucleotide messenger RNA. RefSeq names its product metacaspase CasA. Gene Ontology annotation, biological process: proteolysis. The transcript is spliced from 6 exons. Gene Ontology annotation, molecular function: cysteine-type endopeptidase activity. The coding region runs from base 1 to 1359 and encodes 452 amino acids. Lineage: Eukaryota; Fungi; Ascomycota; Eurotiomycetes; Onygenales; Arthrodermataceae. The record is from RefSeq and is a predicted model, not a curated record.